AUGGGUCCGCGCUGCUGGCGCUGGUGGUCCGCGUGGCCUCGGGUCCGGCCCCCUCCCUCCAGGAGCACUCCGACCCCAGGCUUCUGCCAUCAUCAGUUCUGCACACAGGAGAGGACCCCUCAGAUCUGUGUGGUUGGCAGUGGCCCGGCUGGCUUCUACACAGCCCAACACCUGCUGAAGCACCAUACUCUGGCCCACGUGGACAUCUAUGAGAAGCAGCUUGUGCCCUUCGGCCUGGUGCGCUUUGGUGUGGCACCUGACCAUCCCGAAGUAAAGAAUGUCAUCAACACGUUUACACAGACAGCCCGCUCAGACCGUUGUGCCUUCCGGGGCAAUGUGGUAGUGGGCAGGGACGUGUCGGUUCCGGAGCUUCAGGAAGCCUACCAUGCCGUGGUGCUGAGUUAUGGAGCAGAGGACCACCAGACCUUGGAGAUUCCUGGUGAGGAGCUGCCUGGGGUGGUCUCAGCCCGAGCCUUUGUGGGCUGGUACAAUGGGCUCCCCGAGAAUCAGGAGCUGGCGCCAGACCUGAGCUGUGACACCGCCGUGAUUCUGGGACAGGGGAAUGUGGCUCUAGAUGUGGCCCGGAUCCUUCUGACCCCACCUGAGCACCUAGAGAAAACAGACAUCACAGAGACUGCUUUGGGGGUGCUGAGGCAGAGUCGGGUGAAGACUGUGUGGAUAGUGGGCCGACGUGGACCCCUGCAAGUGGCCUUCACCAUUAAGGAGCUCCGAGAGAUGAUUCAGUUGCCAGGAACCCGGCCCAUUUUGGAUCGUUCGGAUUUCUUGGGCCUCCAGGACAAAAUUAAGGAUGUCCCCCGUCCAAGGAGGCGGCUGACAGAACUACUGCUUCGGACAGCCACAGAGAAGCCAGGGAUGGAAGAGGCUGCCCGCCAGGCAACGGCCUCCCGAGCCUGGGGCCUUCGCUUUUUCCGAAGCCCCCAGCAGGUGCUUCCCACACCAGAUGGGCGACGGGUAGCAGGCAUCCGCCUGGCAUUUACCAGAUUAGAAGGUGUUGGUGAGUCCACUCGGGCAGUGCCCACGGGAGAUGUGGAGGACCUCCCUUGUGGGCUGGUGCUGAGCAGCGUUGGAUAUAAGAGCCGUCCCAUCGACCCCAGUGUGCCCUUUGACCCCAAGCUUGGAGUCAUUCCCAACGUAGAGGGCCGGGUUGUCAAUGUACCAGGCCUCUACUGCAGUGGCUGGGUGAAGAGGGGACCCACAGGUGUCAUCACCACGACCAUGACUGACAGCUUCCUCACCAGCCAGGUGCUGCUGCAGGACCUGAAGGCGGGGCUGCUGCCCUCUGACCCCAGACCUGGCUAUUCAGCCAUUCAAGCUCUGCUCAGCAAAAGAGGGGUCCGACCAGUUUCCUUCUCAGACUGGGAGAAGCUGGAUGCUGAGGAGGUCUCUCGAGGCCAGGGCACUGGGAAACCAAGGGAGAAGCUGGUGGAUCCACGAGAGAUGCUGCAGCUGCUGGGCCACUGACCCUGGGCUCCAGCCUCCACUGGGAAGAGAAGAGCCACGCAGGAGGAGGGGCCUGGGCUGUCUGGGCUGUGCUGACUGCUCUGGAGGCUGAGUUGUGGCCCUUCCAGAGCCUUCUGAGC
Molecule: messenger RNA, 1601 nt
Organism: Acomys russatus (golden spiny mouse)
Lineage: Eukaryota; Metazoa; Chordata; Mammalia; Rodentia; Muridae
Gene: Fdxr
Product: ferredoxin reductase
Exons: 12
Coding region: 1-1482 (493 amino acids)
Biological process (GO): ubiquinone biosynthetic process
Cellular component (GO): mitochondrion
Source: RefSeq, a predicted model, not a curated record